AUGUGGGCAAAAGAACGGAAUAUUGAGAAAGGGAAAGCUCCAAGCAUUGUUCUUGAUAUCCAAAAACCAUCUCUUGAUGCAGCUACAGAAGCAGAAUUGAAAGAACUUAGAGAUGCCAUGCAGCUAUCUAAAAUUAAGGAUGAGCUUGAUCAGUUACACAGAAAUGAUCCCGAAGCCAACACGAGUUAUGUGCCACAACCUGAACCAAUUCCAAACCCUUCAGACAUUGAUGAUAAUGACAAGGAUGAUGAGAAUGAUCAAGAUGACUCAAGACAGAGUAAUGAUGAUGAUGAUGAUGAUGACAAUGAUGAUGCCAUGAUUACUGACCAGAAUCUGGGAACAAAUGAAUCUAACCCGAAAGAAUGA
This is a messenger RNA of Ipomoea nil (Japanese morning glory), 366 nucleotides long. Its product is annotated as trigger factor-like. The coding region runs from base 1 to 366 and encodes 121 amino acids. The record is from RefSeq and is a predicted model, not a curated record. Lineage: Eukaryota; Viridiplantae; Streptophyta; Magnoliopsida; Solanales; Convolvulaceae. The transcript has 2 exons.